Strongylocentrotus purpuratus (purple sea urchin) is the source of this 5273-nucleotide messenger RNA. RefSeq lists its product as uncharacterized. NCBI's taxonomy places the organism in Eukaryota, Metazoa, Echinodermata, Echinoidea, Camarodonta, Strongylocentrotidae. The record is from RefSeq and is a predicted model, not a curated record. Gene Ontology annotation, molecular function: zinc ion binding. The transcript has 6 exons. Bases 1 to 1389 code for a protein of 462 amino acids.
AUGGGGUAUAAGAGUGCCAGUUACAAGAGUGAGAGGCCAAGGGGGACAUGUGGAGUGUAUGCCUUGGACCUGGUGGCGCAAAUAAUUAUGAUUUAUGAGCGCCCUCCUGGUGUGGGGUGUCUCCAAGACUACACUUCAAGGUUGUCAUUAUGCUGUUUUCUGGCAGGCAAUGUUGACCGCCACGGAAGCAGGGUGUUCCUGCUGUUGACACACAGCUCUUCGGGUGGCCUGCCUCUGGGGGUCAUCAUAACGUCGAACGAGCAGGAGCGGACCAUCGUUGAAGGGUUGCAGCUGCUGCAGACCAUCUGUCCAGCUGGUGCCUUUGGGGGAAAUGGUAAUGAUGGGCCAGCAGUCUUCAUUACUGAUGACUGCACCGCAGAGAGGAAGGCCCUCCAUGCUGUUUUCCCCCAAUCUGUACUUCUCCUCUGCUCGUUUCACCUCUUGCAGGCUGUGUGGCGGUGGCUAUGGGAUAGUAAACAUGGCAUCCAAAAACACCAUCGACAGGGCCUGUUCUUCCAUGUGAAGAACAUGGUCUAUGCUGAGGAUGCCACUGCUGUUGAGGCAGCUUUUGAGAGUGCCAUCAGUGAUCCUGCUGUUAUACGGUACCCUGGAUAUAGAGCAUAUAUCAACUCCUUAUAUGAGAGACGACAAGUGUGGGCCCAGGCAUUCAGAAUUGGACUGAGGAUUCGGGCAAACAACACAAAUAACUAUGCCGAAGCCGCCAUGAAGGUCCUCAAAGACUCCAUCCUUCAACGCUCCAAGGCAUUCAACGUGCCUCAGUUAUUAGACUUCAUCCUCUGCAGGUUUGAAGGAUUCUACCAGAGGAGACUUCUGUCAGUUGUCAACCAGCGCCCACUAAAGUGGAAUAUCCAAACCCACAACAGAUCCAAGAUCAGCAAAGAUGACAUUUCCAAAACUGGGGAGAGCACCUACGAAGUCACCAGUCAGAGUGAUCGACAAUGUCACUACACUAUUGACAUGGCAGUUGGUGUUUGUACAUGCCAUGAAGGUAUAACUGGGGGUGCCUGCAAACAUCAAGAGGCCAUUGUGACACACUUCAAAGUGGCAUCAAGCAACUUCCUCCCAACUUCUGCCAAGGAAAGGGAAUUGUUACUCAAAAUUGCAACUGGAUGUAAUGACAAUGUCCCGUCUGGAUGGAUGGACCCUCUUCAGUCCGUGGAGCCAAUGGCAGAAGAUGUGGCAGAACCACGAUUGCAAGAAACAGCACUGGUCAAUGGCCAUGGUGAUAUGCAGGAUCCCCAACUUGCUCGUAUUGACAGUCUACGUGUUCAGAGGGACUUCCAUAAUGCAUUUGACAGGCGUCUUCAUGGCAGCAGCUCCUCUCAAUGUAAGUAUAACACAGCUUAUUGCAAAUAUGUUUUGCUUUAAAUUUCAAAUUCAAGUUCAAUUUAUUUAAACCAAUCAAUCAUACAAAGAAUAACAUAUGAUGAAAACAAUAAAUACACAUACAAUAUUCUGAAAGAGAGGGUUAGGACCCCUUGGAUGCAGAGCUUGUAAUUGGAACCCCUAAGAGUUUGCCAAACCAAAAACUAUUUCUGUAAACAACUAGGUAUCUUUAAACAACUAUAAACAUGGUUAAAUGAAAUAUAAAAAGGGUAGGGAGAGUGGUAAAAUCAAGGGGUAUAGAAACGGAAAGAGGGGUGUGAGGGUGAGAUUGAGAGUGAGAGAGAAGAGAAGGAAAAGGGAAGAAAAGCUACUGUUGUGGGAAAGGUGAAAAACAAUUAUUGUGAGCUUUCAAAUUCUUUUCAUGUUAUUUAGGAAGAUUAGUAAAAAGAUCCACUACAAAAGAUUGUUGUUCAAAUGACCUCACAUUCAUAAUAAGAGAAAAGCAGCUCAAAUGUUCAGACCGAACAUUUGUGUGUAGCCACAUACAUGCAUAUCUGUGUGCAGUGCAUGUGACUCUCCUAGCAGAAUCAAGUUGAUUUCUUAUCAUUUUGGUGAUACCAAAAGCAUACACCAAUUCUUAGAUGCAUUAUAAUAAACCUUUCCCAAUCACUUUGAGACAGUUCUUCCACAUUUCAAUCUCAAGACCAGAACUAAACUUUAUCUAAAGGAGAACAUGCAUUUAAGUUUCAUAGGAUUUUAUAUUCUGAUAUUUUAAUAUAAAAAGGCUGGUCAAUCGUGUUUUUAUUAUUUUAAAUAACCAUUUAUUACCUUAGGUAGUGCAUCCAAUGCGUAAAUCAAAUCGAACAGGUACAUGUAGCUCUGGAUAAAUGAAUGUUUUCAAUAUUUGAAAUGGGAUGAAUGAAGGCCGGAGAGCCAAAAUUCUCAUUAAUUUUGGGAGAUAACUAGAUCACAUGUCGACGGUCAGAAAGUUGUUGAGUAACAUAUACAUGUAGGGCCAUUAUUAUUUUGGUACAUGCUUAUUGGAUCAUAAUGCUCUGGUUAAAUCAACAAUUAAAAUAAGGAAGCUAGAGAGAAUCUUCUUGAUCCCAAAAUUUAAGACAAACGUAAAUAAAAAAAAUAAUACAAGAAAAUUUCCAAAAUAUAUUCCAGUUCUCUUAUUAUAUUGUUCCAGAUUUUCUCAUGUGUUUUAUUGCAUGCUACAGUCCACUCCCGUUGUAGUGAGGUGCUCGGGACCAAACCAAUUACCUCGUUAUAAUGAAAUCUCAUUAUAUCAAAGAUACUGACCACAUAGGUUUAUACAUGAAUAUUUUAAAAUUGGGCCCUGGAGAAUUGCCUCGUUAUAACGAAAUCUCGUUGUAUCCGUGCUCGUUAUAUCGGGAGUGGACUGUUUGAUCAUGGACGUUGAAUUCAUAAUUUGUUGAUCAUCUUCAUUAUAAUGACCCAUUAGGAUUUGUCCAUCUGUCAGUCAUCAUGAUAUCUCAACAACCACUUGAGACAUGAACUUCAACCUUGAUUAUAGUAUGUAUCACCAUUAGGAAGACGAUCUGAUUAGAUUUUGGAGUACGUAAGUCAAAGGUCAAGGGUCACAGAGGUCAUUAUCUGGUGUUUUGUGUCAUCAACAUAUUAAGAUGUUGAGUGUGGCAGGGUGAAUAGUUAAACAUAGGCAGAGGCAUAUUGGAAUGAAGUCGCACACAUCAAGUUUCUAACAUGUUAGUGUUACUUACCAGCAUGAAGUCUUGUCCAUUUACAGAUUGUUAUGAGCCUGCAGAAUGAUUGAAGGUGCCUGACAAGUAUUCGGAAAUGUGCAUGAUAUAUUGUCACUGUUUUUCAUUCAUGUGCAUGACCUAACUCUUUUCACAUUUUUUGUCUUUCAUCCGUAUUACAACUAAACCAUUAUUUACGAGGGAUCGCUUGGAUAACAUCCGAGCACAUUUCACUCCACAAUCUGAUGACCUUGUGGAAAGAGUCCACAACAUGUUCUUAGAGAUGGAGGAGAAGCUUAAGCAGGACCCUGCCACAUUUGCAGAGCCCUUUAAGGCUAUGCUACAGUCUCAUAGGAGGCUUAAGACUGAUAGCAGUCUCACAUCUGCUAUCAGAAUGUAUGGGAGAUACAGUGGCGUCAACCUUGCCAGGCGCAAGGUUAAGCCCAAGGUAGGUAUCCUUAAGACUUCUGGACCUAGCAUUGGCGUGCAGCCAACAGCCAUUGCUCGCAGAAGAGUGAAGAUUGGGGGGAGGAGAAACUUGACAUCGGGACGUCCGACCAAGCAGGCAACAGUUGAAGAACAUGGCUAUGCCAAAGGUGGUCAGUCAUCACAGUCAUCACAGUCAUCGCAGCUUCCACGUAAAAAACGUGCAGCUGCACCACAUAAUCUGAACCAUGCGGUCACAAUGUGCCAAUCUCUAGGCAAAACCCAUAGUAAAACAUAGUUUUUGUCUUGCCUGCGUACAUGUAUAUAGACGUCACUCUUUCCGACGUCAUUGUCGGCAUCAACAAUUAUGUUGUACUCACAAUAAAUUUCCAUAGCCUUUAGGUAGUAUCACCAAAUUCACACCAGUGGUACUUGCAUCUCUUGAAGACUCGGGUCGAGUUCGAAUAUGGGUCAUAUUCGACAAAGUUCAAAGGUCAAAAAGUCAAUGAACUUUAUAUGAAAAGCAUUGUACACACAAACUUAUCCAUAGCUUUGAGGGAGUAUUGCCAAAUUUACACCAGUGGAAACCUUUAAUAAUGAUGAGGUUCCUGGGACCUGAAAAUUUGGGAUAAAGGAAAUAUUAUUAUAUGUUAUGUUGUUAUAUAUAUUAGGUCUAUUAUUUAGAUUUAGGGUUUUAGAGGCAACGAUAUUUUUGGAGGUCCGUCACGGUCGUCUCAGAGAGCUAAAAUAUUAAAUCUCAUUUCUUAACGUCUAAGCCUAUGGAGAAUUCAUAAUAACAUAAAAUAUUGGACGCAAUGAACAUUCUGCCACGCCCACAAGAUUAUGAUUGGUCAAUACAUGAUUGUGUGCAUUCAGCUAACGUGAAGUAACAAUAAAACCUAUGUUGCUCUUUUUUAUUUUUCCUCUUAAGCCACGCCAUUAUUAGUGAUUGUGCGCAUGCAGCUAUUAAACGUGACGUCACCAUAUGAAAUUGCACCAUCCAAGUAACUACUUCGUUUUCAAUAAUUGUAACGUCACAAUAACUUCAAGUAACAACUUGGAUUGGGAUAUGUAAAUUCUAGAUGUUCGACUUUGUACAGGUAAAUGAUUAUAUUAGUGUUACGGUAGGCCUACUGUUUUCUUGAAAUUCAAACAUUUUUAACUUUUCAUGUUAGUUGUGCACCAGCACCACAUAAAUGCUUGGGAAAUUUCAUAUUUGCACUCGUUUCAAGCUUCAAUUGCCAAGAUGCAGUUUACAAGUACAUGUACUAGUAUAUUAUAAAAAAUGGUGAAUAAAUCACAAUAUCUCUGUGGAGUAUCUAAAUAAUAAUUAUAAUAUUGGAUGAUCAAUUUUCGCGAAAUACGUGAAAUAUUGUUACUCGCUGAAGAAAAAUAUUUUCACGUAUCAUCCAUUAUUAUGUGUAUUCAGUUCGUUAUCUCCAAAGUAAAGUGCGGUGCACACCUCUGCGCCCAUGAAUCCGCCUAUGUUCAGAUCUCUUUUUAUCUACAUGUGCAUGUAUUUUCAAAUAAAAAUUUCUUAUAGUCAUUUCUUGCAUCUAAAUCUUAACACACUGUCAAAUUAUCUGUUCAAAUUUCUACUAUUGUUUGCUUUCACUUUUACUACAUAUUUCUUCUUUAUAUAACUAUUUAUGCAUACACAUACUCCUGUAUCUUUUGUAUUACUUCUCUGACAUUGAAGGAUUAGAUUACCUUCACGAAAAAAAAAAGUAUAUGAAUGUAAAGCAGUAAAUAAAGUGCAAAUGAAUUCAUGUAAAA